Messenger RNA from Lingula anatina, 3337 nucleotides. RefSeq names its product rab-like protein 6. Gene Ontology annotation, molecular function: GTP binding. The record is from RefSeq and is a predicted model, not a curated record. Gene Ontology annotation, cellular component: nucleus; cytosol. Lineage: Eukaryota; Metazoa; Brachiopoda; Lingulata; Lingulida; Lingulidae.
GCUGUUCAUAUCUGUUACAGGAGCCCAGUGAGCCGUGUUUGGAUGCUCAAUUUGUGGAUGUUUACAAAGGAACACAUGGUGUUAUUUUGAUGCUGGAUAUCACAAAGCAAUGGACAUUUGAUUACAUUGAGAGAGAGCUGCCCAAAGUUCCCCACACCAUUCCAGUGUUAAUUAUGUCCAACCACAGAGAUAUGGGCCAUCACAGAACAGUGUUGGACGAAAAGAUAAAGUACCUCAGCGAGGAAGUUCAGGAAAACAGACCUGACAACUCGGCACCCAUUCGGUGUAUGGAAUCCUCCAUGAGAAAUGGAUUUGGUCUAAAAUAUGUUCAUAAGUUCUUUAAUUUGCCCUUCCUGCAGUUACAGAAAGAGACGCUACUGAAACAGUUAGAGAUCAAUGUGCAGGAAUUCAGUGCUGUACUGGAAGAGUUAGAUAUACAGGAAGAGUCUGAAGAACAGAACUACGACAUGUUUAUUGAGGGUGUAUCAGAGAAAAGACGAGCCCAGCAGGAAAAACUUGCAGUAAAAGCCAUUGAGGAAGCAAAGAAGAAAGAGGAAGCAGAAAAAGCAGCACAGGCAGCUCUGCAGGAACAGGCAGAACAAGCAAAAGGUAAUGUGAUGCCAAAGUCAAUUUCCCACCCAAAUCUCCCAGUGAGUCAGCAAGAUAAGCAGACGAUGUCUGUCUCCCCAUCAGCCAAUCAGUUAUCAGCAUCUCCGCAACCACCUGCACCCUCUCCUCAGGCUCAGGAACAGAAGAGUGGAGGGUUCAUGUCCAGGUUCUUUGGCAACAAGGAUAAGCAGGACAAACAGGAGAAACAGACAGGCUUAGUAAUACAGCCCAGUGGUCAACCUCAAGUAGGCAGUGUGGAGGACUUUGUACCAGAGGAAGGUCUUGAUGCAGAGUUUCUGGAGGACACCAAGGACUCCAAAGAUGUCAAGACUCAAAAGCGAGAGGACAACAGUGACAGUGAUGACAGUGGUGGCAAUCCCAUGGUUGCAGGAUUCCAAGAUGAACUGGACUCUGAAGAUGAAGAACCUCCAAAACCUGCAGCAGACUUCAGAGUGGUUCCUCAUGAUGAAGAGCCCUCUAGUGAGGAUGAAGAAACAACAGGAAGGCAAACACAGGAGUUGGAGACAAAACCACGAACAGCAGAAUUAUCCAGUGAUGAUGAUGACAAUACAAAUCAACCAGGGAUCAUGUUAGAUGAGGAUUUGGACUCUCCUGAUGAAGCGCCAUCUAGUUCUGUGCUUAUUCCACAACAAGUUGCUCAAAAAGAGGAAAAAACUGAAAUGAAGCUUUCUUCACUUAAAGAUAAAAAAUCUGUUACUAAAGAACAAAAGAGGUCUACGACUAGUAGUGAAAGUGACACCAAAUCCACUUCACAGAAAAAUAAAGUUAAAUCAAAAAAGAAAAAAAGUGCAAAGGAUGUAGAACUUACAGACUCCGAUGAAGAGCCUCCAGUUCAGACACAUGUUGAUCAGCCCAGUGUACUUCAGGAGGAUGUGGACACUGUUUCUAUUGAUAGUGAGGAGGAGAGGCUGGCUGCAAAUCAUGUGGCAAUAUUGGGUGACUUGGAUGUCAGUGAAGGGGACGAGGACUUGCAUCCUGUGAAGAAACCUGUGGUUGUGAUAGACACUGAGGAUAAAAAGGAGGUGCCACCAGUCGAACAACGGUCUUCGCUUUUCUUUGAAGACCUCAGUAUACUGGAGAAGGGGUUAUCUGCAGGAUCAGUGUCUAGUAGCCGUCCGGAAACAGAGAAUGAAACACCAGAUACCACCAUUAAAACCAAGAAAAAGAAAAAGAAGAAAGACAAACAGGAGGAAGGAAAGCCUAAGAAAACUAAGUCCAAGAAGAGUAAAGCAAAGGAUGAGGCUCAGACACCGGAAGAAGAGACUAAAGAGAAGAAGAAGAAAAAGAAGAAGAAAAUAGAGAGCGAACCGAACGAAAUUGGCGAGACUAUGGAUGACCUUGAAGCAUUUCUUGGUGGAGGAGGAGGUUAUGAGUCACUCUGAUGAAUCAAAAUUUGAGAAGUGCACAAAAUAUGUUUGAAAUCUAGCAGACAAAGCUGUAAAACAUGGUCCUGUAAUUGUGACUCCUAAUUUUUUUUAAAUAAAAAAAAACUUAAUUGAUCUUAAUUAUGGGCUUGUAUAUUCAUGACAUCCACAUAUCCUGGUACAGUUAGGCAUUUGUGAAGAUGAGUCAUUACAUAUGAAAUUUCCAGAAUUAAAUAUGCUGACUAGUGUAUAUAAUUGCUUUAUGAAGGUUUCAUGUGGACGAAUUGUUGGAAAUGCUUAUCUGUUUUUACGAAAAAUUGUUUAAUGCGUGUUUAAAAAAGAUCUCACAAGGGUAGCAGUUUUAUUGGUGUGAUACUUUUACACAAAUUGGACAGUUUAGAAUAUUGUGAUAGUUAAGCAUAUGAUACAGUAUAUGUCUCUAGUAUAUAAACUAGAGAAUAGAUUAUAUGUUCAUAGAUGAUGGAGCAUAGAUACAUCAUACUCCAAGGAGUAAUUGCCAUGGAACUCCGUUUAUUGUUAUAUGAUAUAUAAAUUAUAUAAUUGUUAUAAUUGUAACUUAGACAAGGCAAGGUGCUUUUGUCCAGCAAGGUUAGUUUGCCUUUUGUUAUCCAACUGCCAAUAUUAAGAUUUAUUUAUUUUAGGAAUUUGCCAGUAACAUGCUAUCAAGAGCAUAACAAUAAUAAUAAUAAUAAUUAUUAUUAUUAUUAUUAUUAAAUGCCUGGUUUAGCCUUUUGCCUGUUUAAGCUUGGAUGAGAUGUAACUUUUCCAUGUGCUUAAGUAGGGUUUAAUAUUUUUCAAUCCCAGAAAUAUUGUCAUUUAGUUUCUUAAGACCAUAUACCAUUACACAUAGGGUUUUACUAUGCAGUUGUUUUGAUUAAUCUAGAUCAUUCAUUGUAUUUGUAACAUGACCACUGUCAUAAUAACAAGCUGUUAGCAUUAGACUUGUGGAAGUGUGUAUUGUGAAUCAUGAUCUUUGUGCAUGUGCAUGAUCAAAAAAGUCCUACACAUUGGGCUAGUUGUAGUAGGGUAAUGGGAGUAUUUAUCCACAGAACUGAAAGUUUUUGAAGUGGGUAGUCCAUUUCAGGUCAUGUGCUGUAGUGAAGCAAUGCAGCUAUAGAAAGCUUUACCUCUUAAAAUGUCAAUGCUCAGAUAUUAUUUAAUGUAUCUUAAAGCCUCAUUAGUUUCAGAGUACUGAUGAGGAGACUUAAAUUUUCUUUUCAACUACCCAGUUUGAUUUUGCUUAUCACCCUUAGGCUUCGUUCACAUGCAAUGUCUAUUUUCUAAAUUCUAUUUUCUAUUUGCGGUAUGUCUUAUGAUCACGG